This is a messenger RNA of Myxocyprinus asiaticus (Chinese sucker), 2107 nucleotides long. RefSeq names its product cyclin-Q-like. Gene Ontology annotation, molecular function: cyclin-dependent protein serine/threonine kinase regulator activity. Gene Ontology annotation, cellular component: nucleus. Lineage: Eukaryota; Metazoa; Chordata; Actinopteri; Cypriniformes; Catostomidae. Gene Ontology annotation, biological process: regulation of transcription by RNA polymerase II. The record is from RefSeq and is a predicted model, not a curated record. The transcript is spliced from 6 exons. Bases 170 to 898 code for a protein of 242 amino acids.
UCCGCCGAAGAAAAACAAUGUCUGAUGUCGUUUUCUGAAGAGAUGUAGCGUCAUAUUAGGGCAUAAUCAUAAAGUAUAUUGUACAAUAUCUAAACAAACACUUCUGCGACUGACAUGCAAGUGUCAACAUCUGCAGCUGUCAGUGAGGCGAGAGGAAGAAGUGCUGAAGAUGUGGACAACUCAAAAACACACUUCAGAGUCUGUCGGUUUAUCAUUGAGUCUGGUACUUGCACUUUAUCUGACUAUUUGUUUUCUGUUCCAACACUGGAAUUGUGUGAAGUUAGACAUGAGAUCUGUGCCAAUGGCUACUGCAUGUGUACUGUAUCACAAGUUCUUCCAGUCUGCCAGUCUGCAGGUCUAUGAGCCUUAUCUAGUGGCCAUGUCCGCAAUCUACCUCGCAGGCAAAGUGGAAGAGCAACAUCUCAGGACAAGAGAUAUCAUCAAUGUCUGUCACAGGUAUUUUCAUCCAGAGAGUGAUCCACUAGAGUUAGAUGGGAAGUUCUGGGAGUUGAGGGACAGUAUAGUACGGUGUGAACUCCUCAUCCUCAGACAAUUGAACUUCCAAGUGUCAUUUGAGCAUCCACAGAAGUACCUGCUGCACUACCAGCUCUCUGUGAGGAGUCUUUUGAACCGCCAUGCUUGGUCUCGAACCCCUGUUGCUGAGACGGCCCUGGCCUUAUUAAAAGACAGUUACCAUGGCUCUGUGUGUGUCCAUCAUAAACCUCAACACCUUGCCCUCACCUCCCUUUACCUCGCUCUCCAGACAUAUGGAGUACAGCUCCCAAGAGGAGAGGUAGAGUGGUGGCAGGUUUUUUGUGCAGACAUUACCAAGCCUCAGAUUGAGACCAUCAUGAGUGAAUUACUGCAGCUUUAUGACAUGGAGGCCAAGUGUACCUGAGAGAAGCACAAAUAAAACGGUAUUAAAACACUGAUGUGGAAACCAACACACCCUGUCUUAGAUCUGAUAAUCUUAACACAAGCACUGGACCCUGCAUCUCUUGAUAUUUAACCAAACAAGCUCUACUAUUUAAUUACAUCAUAGAACAUGAAGAUUUAAAAAGGCUCUCCCAAGAAUGUCUUCCCAGUAGUGCUGUAUUUACUGGAGAACGAAUAGGAGAAUGUAGUUUUAUACGGGAAUAAGGUUUGGAUAUGUAAUUUAUAGCGUCAAUCAAUUGCCAGGCACCGACCUACUUUUUUCUUCCUACCUUGUGCUAUUUUUCCCUUGAAAAGAGGGGGAGAGAAGUUACAAAAGAGAUUAAAUGGCUGGUUGCAGGAAGAAUGAAACAAAAGAGGUGCCAGCCUGUCCUCAGAGCUUAAUUGUGACUUAAGGUAAAACAGCUCGAUCUGUGCCGUUUCUUUGAAAUUGUAUCAUUUAGUUACUCUUUUCCUCUUCCUUCUGAAAUUGUCCCAGUAGGUUUCUUUGUGUAACUGCCUAAAGCAGUAUUACUGUAUGAUGAAAGCAUGGUAUCACAAUUUUACUUGUCACCAGCCUUCUUUUUAAAACAUUUUGUCUGUUUCAGCGUAUUACUGUAAACUUUUAUAUCUUCCUAAUCAACCAUGUACAUAAACUGACAGAAAGGUUCUGUCUGAAGUCUAUAUUUAAAAUCUGUCAUUACAAUAAAAAUUGUUUGUACUAAUGCUUUUUGGAACAGCACCUGUAAAUAGUCUUUAUUUGUUAUUUUACAUCUGUGAUGUUCUACUUCAAAUUUCUGAGUCUAGUUAUGUCAGGACAUCGCUCUAGAGUGGAUCUUAAUAAGUUACUAUGGCAACUGCUGUUGUGGAGCGAGCCUUUGAAACAUACAAAUGUGAGACUCCAUUAUGGCACACCUGUCAGCCUUAGCACAUCAAAUAAUUGCGGUCUUGAAAAUGUACUAAUUUAGUCAUUAUUUACUAAAUCAGUCAUUGCUAACAUGUUAAACAGCUAUUUCCCUUGUAGCUUUGAACUGAGAAUGGUGUUGACUGGUGUGCAAUAUUACAACAUGGUCUCCUUUUUUGUAUUUUAGUAUGUGCAGCAUUUAUCUCUCGUACAGAUUAUGAAAUAAACAUGAAUUUAAGAUAAGUGUAUUGUAAUGUACUGUAUUUAAUGAAAUACAGUGGUGUGAAAAAG